CCAUCAUCAUCUUUUGAUUUCCUUCACCGGUGUCGUGCGCUCUGAUUCUCUCAACGAUACCCUACUUCCACCAGCGAAGACAUGGGUCCGGGACCAUCUGCAAGCCAUGAGGCUGAAGCCUAUGAGCUGACCGAGAAUGGAGAAGUCGCGUCUGCUUCGCGACGAGCACGAGUUUCUCACUAUGAGGAUGGCACGACCAUUGACUGGCUUUGGGAGGAAGCAGCCGACAGGGAACACUCGAAUACGCAGCGCGCCCAACGCGGUACGCGUGGUCUAGUGCUGCCCUGGCUGGACGCGGCACAGAUGUGGCUGGUUGUGAUUCUGACUGGCUUCGGGAUCGGAUUGGCUGGGGGAUGGCUCGACGUUCUUGUCAAGUGGCUCGGGGAUUUGAGAGAAGGACGCUGUUCCUAUGGGUUCUUCUAUAAUCAAGUCGCAUGCUGUAGCGGAGUGAAAGGCGUGUUAAAGUUGCCUGGAGAACUAUGCACUGAGUGGAAGACUUGGGGUGAAUAUUUGGGCGUGAACUUCGUGCUCGCGCAAUCUUUGUUGCAUUCUUUUGUCUACGUCUCUUUAGCAGUCGUGUUCGCUGGGAGCGCAGCUGUCCUCGUUCAAAAUUACGCGCCGUACGCUUUUCAUACCGGAAUUCCGGAGAUCAAGGCAAUACUCGGGGGUUACGUGCUUUGGGCUUUUUUGUCCCCGUGGACACUUCUCAUCAAGGCUCUCGGACUUGCUUUAGCUGUUGCUUCCGGUCUCUCGCUGGGAAAAGAGGGACCACUCGUCCAUGUUGCUUGUUGUAUGGCCUAUUUCUUUGCGCGGUUCUUCAAGCGAUUCCGCGAAAGUGAAGCCCAGAAACGAAAGCUUUUGGCUGCCGCUGCCGCUGCGGGGGUCUCCGUAGCUUUCGGCAGUCCCCUUGGAGGUGUACUAUUUGGUCUAGAAGAAUUGGACACAUUCGCUAACGAAUCUGAAGUCAUGUGGAGAGGAUUCGUUGCAUCUGCCUUGGCAGCCGUGUCAUUGCAAUGGGUCAAUCCCUUUGGCACUUCGAAGCUUGUGCUCUUCCAAGUGACCAGCGGCAGCGAUACCUGGCGAGCAUUUGAGUUGAUUCCAUGGAUGUUCUUGGGUGUCUUGGGUGUCUGUUCGCAUCUCACUCACGGUGUUUGCACUGAUUAUAUUGCAGGGAUUGCUGGGUGCUGUCUUGAUCAAACUCAACGUCGAAGUAGCACUUUACAGACGGAACAGUGCUCUUUACCAUUGGCCUGUGCUGGAAGUCGUUGGUGUCAGCGCAGUCACAGCGGCGAUCAGCUAUCUUGUUGUCUUUUCACGGCGAGCCCUGCUAUCAAUCUGCGAGGUCCAGUCCUCAUCCUGCAUAGGGUGCAAGCUUCGGAACUUGUCGCCAAUCUGUUCCAAGAGUGUGAUCCCAGCAAGAUUGACUACCAUGGAUUGUGCAACCCAAGUGCAAUGUGGGAGAACGUCUUCCUCCUGCUUCUUACUGCUGCCCUCAAGAUCUUGCUCACUGCAUGGACCUUCGGGAUGAUGAUUCCCGCUGGGAUUUUCCUGCCCACUAUUGCGAUUGGAGCCUGUCUUGGUCGUGCAGUUGGAAUCUUGACACAAGGCCUGCAUCGUGCUUAUCCCACUGCCUGGAUCUUUCUCUCUUCAUGCCCUCCGGAUCCAUCUGUCCGAUGUGUUUCGCCCGGUUUCUACGCUGUUAUCGGGGCUUCCGCCAUGUUGGCUGGCGUGACUCGCAUGACUAUUUCAUUGGUGGUCAUUCUGUUCGAACUCACAGGCGCUCUAUCCCACGUGUUGCCCAUUAUGAUCAGUGUCAUGACGGCGAAAUGGGUCGGAGAUGCUAUGGGGAAGGAUGGCGGAAUCUACGCCGUAUGGAUCGCGAUGAGAGGCUAUCCCUGGCUCCCUCCGGUCCACUUCCAGGACAAGGGUGAGAUCGCCUCUCAAAUCAUGCGUCCGGUCGAGCGUCUGGUGGUCAUCGAAAACGACAGAGAGACAGUGUCAGAUCUAGAGACCAUGCUGAAGGAUCACGAAUUCCACGGUUUUCCGGUUGUUCACCGGCAGGAGUAUCUGGGCUUUGUGACUCGGGAUAGACUCGCGACGGCUUUGGAAGCAGUAACCGGUGAUGGGACCGGUUCCGAUCAACCCAGACGAUGUGUUUUCUUGAAGCGCGACUUUGUCGAUAACAGCACCCAAGUCAAUCUCGUCGAUGUUCUUGAGGAGUCUGUGCUGCAGCUUCGCAAGGAAGUGCCUAAAGAGCUUGUGAUCAGCAUGUUUCAGAAGCUGGUUUGUUUUGACGAAUCUGCGUCAGAUUAUGUUCACCACUCGAGGAAAGUUGACGGGAAUGCUGACCAAGUCGGACGUCGUGGCCAUUUUGACGAAUCACCUCCCACAUACGUCAGCUUUGGCUGGCAAACGGGAGAGUUGGACAUAGGGCAUUGGACAUCGUGCCUUUGUCGAGUGAUGGUUGUAUUCACAAUUGUAUAAUUAGUCUACCAUCUGAAUCUGAUAAUUUACCUAGAGAUCGAACAACUCGAAUUGACCGUCCGCCAGACCACCAAAAUAGCACGUCAACGCUUUGAGCUUGUUACUCAUCCAGGCCUCUUCGAUCUCAACCAUCUCCUGCGGCUCUGUCUUUUCCGUGAUCAAUCCUGCAAUCUCCUGCACACUUGUGUUUCGCGGAAGGUAGUAUGCUAUGUUUCGAGUGAUUUUCCUGGAAAGAUUGAAUAGUUCCGUCCCAUCUAUUGGCUGAAUGAAAGCCAGAGAGUAGCUAGGGUGAACAUUUUCUUCGCCCACACUAGUAGCCUUCACGGGGGAAGCUGGACGCGUGUCACCUUGCAGAUAUCCGGGUCCUCCCCACGGAGGACUCAGAAAGAUCACGUCAAUCUUGCGAGGAGAUUUUGCAGAAGUGGAAAGAUGCGCCUCGGCGAAAGACACGUAGUCCCCCAGGAUGAAUUCGAUCCUGUCUGCCACCCCAUAUAUCUGGGCGUUGUGCCGAGCUAGUGCCAGCCGUGUUGGGGACACAUCCAUGGCAAUGACUUCGGGAGUGAGACGCGCCGGGGUGUAGAUUCAAUCGACGCACCUCGCUCACACGUUUUGGCAAAGGCGAUCGCGUUCCCUCCAACACCACAAAACGCGUCCAGGAUAGUACCGCAGCGACAUCGUUCUGCGAUGUGGUCGGCGACGCGUUCAGGUGUGACGCUGUACCAGCCCUCUUCGUCAAGAAGGCAUCCGUCCUCGUACAGUGAGAAGUAUCGCGUGCGCUGAGCGAAAUCUGAGCAGGUUGUCGAACGAAUCGGCCAAGAGAUGAGGAGGGAGACAGAGAGCAGACGGACAUUUUUGUAGAUGAUCAGGAACUUCAGACGAGUGUACAUAGUGAGGAACUAGCCCAGAAGCAUCGUAACUUUGCACCCAAUCCGAAGUCUCAUGCGUAGGCGUUAAUGUGAUCUGGGUCGCAGUGUCGGGACCUGUUUUUCUUUUUUUUGCGGGCGGCACUUCGAGGUCUGUAUCUUUGAUGCUUGUUUGUUCUGGAUGUUCCGCUGUGAGAAACCGGGCGAGUCCAGAAAUGCCUCCCCGCUUGCCCAUGACGAAGAAAGGUCGAGAAAGUGUGUUCGCGUUUGUGACACUAGUCACAUACCGUGUGAAUUCCCGCUCGACCAAAGACCACCAGUACUACUUUCACUUAGGCCCUCGAAAAGAUGUUCUUCAUCAAAGAACUCACCCAUACUAUUCUCUUGCACCCAUCUUACUUUGGGCCGCGCAUGCUGAAUUUUCUGGAGUCCAAGCUUUAUUCCGACGUUGAGGGAACAUGUUCUGGGCAAUACGGAUACAUCAUUGCGGUGGUAUCGAUCCUUGACAUCGGAAAGGGCAUGGUGCUCAGCGGGAGCGGACAAGCAGAGUUUAUAACACGGUACCGCGCAAUCGUGUUCAAACCGUUCAAGGGUGAGGUGGUGGACGGCGUGGUGAACAAUGUGAACAAGAUGGGCUUCUUCGCGGAUGUUGGACCCUUACAGGUGUUCGUCUCACAUCAACUGAUACACCCUGACCUCAAAUUCGAUUCCAAUUCUAAUCCUCCCUCUUUCGCUUCGGCCGAUCAAAUCAUCGAGAAAUCGACACAUGUACGGCUAAAGAUUGUUGGUACUCGAGUGGAUGCUACAGAGAUUUUUGCGAUCGGGACCAUAAAGGAAGACCAUCUGGGGGUUAUUGACUAAUGAAACAUCCUUUUCGAUAUCAUUUCAUCCUUCUUUGUGUUUUUGCUAGUCAGCAGUGAUGUUGCGGGUCAGAUUGGCCCAGAGCAGAAUUCCCGCAUAACAUUCAUCCGGUUGUACACAGAGCAAGUGACACUA
Molecule: messenger RNA, 4343 nt
Organism: Mycena citricolor
Lineage: Eukaryota; Fungi; Basidiomycota; Agaricomycetes; Agaricales; Mycenaceae
Source: the annotation of a GenBank genome assembly